GGAAAGUUGAGUUACAUAACUCGAUAUGGCGGCGGAGAUAGCGUUGAAAAUCGCACCUGUGCUGGAAGAUCGGGAGCGCAACUCAGAACUUGAUCAUGGGCCAGACGAGCUGUUUGCAAGUGAUGACGAAAAGAAGGAUAGUGGAGAUGAAGAGAAAUACGAAAAGCUCCUUAAGGAAAUCAGAUCGUUAUCAUCGAGUGGGAAAAAGAGGGUUGCAUCACAGCGAUCAGAGCCCCACAAACAGGUGUCAGAGUUUCAUCUCAGCUCUGUUAAAGAUAGCACACAACAAGUUGAUCUAAAUGAUCUUAUUGGGUCUUUGAACAACUCUAACGAGUAUGGCAGCCUGAAGAAAAAGUUG
Molecule: messenger RNA, 358 nt
Organism: Stylophora pistillata
Lineage: Eukaryota; Metazoa; Cnidaria; Anthozoa; Scleractinia; Pocilloporidae
Product: U3 small nucleolar RNA-associated protein 14 homolog A
Biological process (GO): rRNA processing
Cellular component (GO): nucleolus; small-subunit processome
Source: RefSeq, a predicted model, not a curated record